AUGGACGACUCCCGCCGACGUCAGCUUCAUAGCUGUGAUCCAUGUCGCAAGGGCAAAAGAGGCUGCGACGCACCUAAAGACCGACAAAAGGGCACAUUCAGUACUUGCUCAAAUUGCACGCGAUGGAAAAAGGAGUGCACAUUCAAUUGGAUUUCGUCAAAGCGCGUGGACUCGAAAGGAAGUCGAAAACGCGCCAAAUCAAAGCCCACAAGCGCAACUAUCGUAGGCUCUAAUGAUGAAGCUCUUGACGAGAUACUGCGCUCCGCACAAACUCAACCUGCCAAUCUCGCAGAAUUGCCGGAGUUGUUCGGCUCCCCUGGAACCACAAAUUACGCCUCGUCCUCGUCCUCUUCACACCCGGAGAAUCACUUUCUCGAGCCGUUCCAACUCCAGAAUUCAAAUAAUGACCAGUCUCAGUUAUUUCCUUGGACGACGAAUAUUCCAUAUGGUUUGCAAAUUAAUAGCUUAUACCCACAUGGAUCUCCAGACUCUUCCAUGGAAUCCGACGCCCAGGCUGAACUUUUGGAUUUGCAACCAAGCUCUAUCGAGAGCACGUACAGCUUACUACCGCACGAUGAAUAUAUACCCACUCCUCAUCUCGUGUCGACGGUUCCGCCGUGGAAACAGAGUCGACAAAAACAUCCAUCAAAUUCUGCGUCUGACCGAAGCUCAACCACAGAACCCCAGUGGAACUUUUGCAUCGCUUCAGAAAAUGCAGCCAAACAAAGCGCUCGUGCGACAAUGUCACGCAACCUGGUCCGCAUAUACCACGACAGCAUGGAGAAUGCUUUGUCAUGUUGGUUGACAGAGCACAACUGCCCUUACAGCGACUCAAUCAGUCAGGUCGUUCCUCAUCGAGGGAUGAAAGAAUGGGGUCCGAGUUGGUCAAACAGAAUAUGCAUUCGAGUCUGUCAGUUGGAUCGUGUAUCAUCCUCAAUCCGCGGCAGAGCUUUGAGUCCAACAGAAGAUACGAAGGCGGCUCGAGCGCUUCAUCUAGCGAUCAUGGCGUUUGCAUCGCAGUGGACUCAACAUGCGCAGAAGGGCGCCGGUGCCUCAGUUCCCUCGCCAAUCGACCAUGAUGAGCGAUCAAUCCGAGAAAAAGUUUGGAACGAAGCACGCCAUGCUCUAGAGCAUUCGAGUACUGUUCCGUCUUUUCGUAUCGCCUUCGCAAAUAUCAUUUUCUCUUUGACACAAAGUCCGCUGGACAAAGGACAGGAAGCAAGCUUGGGAGAACUUUUGGAGAAUGAUCGUGCACCAAUUUUCCUCGAAAAUGCCAACCGCCAAAUUUUCACUUUUCGGCACAAAUUUACAAGACUGCAGCGAGAGGCUGCCCCCAAAGUAAGAGAGCUUGGGAGGGGCUCGGGUGACCCGACAACCGCCAACAUUCUGGAAGUGCCGCAGCCGUCCGAGUCUCCGCUGCUCGAUCCACUUCUGACUAGCCACGAGCACCGCACUACGCUAGAUCUCAUGUUUUGGUUAGGCGUUAUGUUUGACACGCUGAGUUCUGCAAUGUAUCAGCGCCCCUUAGUAGUGUCGGAUGAGGAUAGCCAAAUUUCAUCGGCCUCGGCGCCAAUAGCUGAGCCCGGAGAUCAGAUUGAUUUGGACCAUAUUGAUUUUGAUAGCUGGAAUAUUCCAAGAAGCAACACACGUGGAAAACAGGAUGUGUGGGGUGAUUUAUUCCUUCGUUCUGCGAUAGAACGCCAGGGAUCAAGCCAAGUCCAACCGAGGUGGCCAUGUUCCUACGAAGAAGCUGCGUCAAUACUUUCGGAGGCCACUCCUGUCAAAGUGCUGCUCUACCGUCGGGUGACACAACUCCAAACUCUGGUUUAUCGAGGAGCAAGUGCCGAUCAAAUUGAGGAUGUCAUCCAGAGGACCCUUCUGGUCUGCCAACACUGGGAUUCCACAUACCAGAGUUUCAUGCUCGAUUGCGUCACCAAUCAUGAACUACUUCCUUCCCGCAUACAGUCGUGGUACGUCAUCCUCGACGGCCACUGGCACCUCGCUGCGAUGCUUUUGGCGGACGUGCUCGAGAGCAUUGAUAAAUGCAGGCUCGGCUCUGAUGCUGCACGUGAGACUCGGCAAGCUACACAUUUGGUUGCUACGCUUAGAACGAAUAAUGCGUUGGCAGUCGGCGGACUUGCGCGGGCUUCCAUACAAGGACAGGACUCGUUCAUGAACCGCUAUUUCCAUGAUUCUCUCAGUGAAGUGGCCUUCCUAGUUGAACCGUGGACGGCCGUGCUAGUCCAUUCUUUUGCCAAGGCGGGAUAUAUCUUACUAGAGAGCUUCGAUAUUUCCGCAGAGCAAGAUGUUUAUACCGAGUGCUUACGGCAGAAUUGUGAAUUCUCGAUCCGUGCACUCCAAUAUCUCGGAAGGAAGUCCGAUAUGGCCUUUUUGGUCGCUCGGAAUUUGUCAAGGUCCUUGGAAUUAAAACUUGCCCGAUCAUCAUGA
Molecule: messenger RNA, 2448 nt
Organism: Penicillium mononematosum
Lineage: Eukaryota; Fungi; Ascomycota; Eurotiomycetes; Eurotiales; Aspergillaceae
Product: Zn(II)2Cys6 transcription factor domain-containing protein
Exons: 2
Coding region: 1-2448 (815 amino acids)
Biological process (GO): regulation of DNA-templated transcription
Molecular function (GO): zinc ion binding; DNA-binding transcription factor activity, RNA polymerase II-specific
Source: RefSeq, a predicted model, not a curated record